Messenger RNA from Drosophila erecta, 1299 nucleotides. RefSeq lists its product as uncharacterized. The transcript has 2 exons. Gene Ontology annotation, molecular function: A2-type glycerophospholipase activity; calcium ion binding. NCBI's taxonomy places the organism in Eukaryota, Metazoa, Arthropoda, Insecta, Diptera, Drosophilidae. The record is from RefSeq and is a predicted model, not a curated record. Gene Ontology annotation, biological process: phospholipid metabolic process; lipid catabolic process; arachidonate secretion. Bases 102 to 1241 code for a protein of 379 amino acids.
CCCAACCGAGCCAGCUUCAAUUUUCGAUAGCCACUCGAGGCGAGCAGUUCGGAUCGGAUCGGCGGUGCAGUGGUGGUCAGCUUGAGUUCCUGGAUGCGAACAUGUUGUGGAUAAUGGGGCUAGUGGUGGCCGCCGUGCGGCUCAGUGGCCAGACGAGUGCCGUGGCAAAUGUCACGGUGAUCGAAGACAUUAGGAGCGCCUUCAGGGGCGUCACCAACGACACGGAGCUACUGAAUCACAUAAUACCGGAAAUGUACGGGGCGAGCAUGCGCAGUGCGAAUCCCUCGCUUGUCUUCAAAAUGCCCAGCAAAUCGAUCGGCGGGGGCAGCGAAUUCGAGCUGCUAACAAUGCAGCGAUCCGAUUUCGCGGAACCAAUCUUCCCCAAUAUCAGCCAGUCGGCCACGGCCACGGCCACGCUGAUCGAUUCACCAUCACCCAGCACCACUCCGCCGGAAACGAGCGUGAAGACCAGCCUCAUAGUAUCGCCGCACCAGGACUGGCAGCAAAUGGGUCUGGAGGGCUGGACGGGCGAGCUGAGGCCACCAGUUCCCUCGCUGGAGCAGGAACAUAGGGACACUAAUCCGCCGAUCGGCUGGCAGAACUCGUAUCCCCACGACGAGAUUCGUCUGGAGUUCCAGAACCACCAUUUCGACGGUCGGGUGACGGACAUACGCGUGAUAACAGCCACGACUGGGAGGCCGGCGGAGAUGGAGGACCUGAUGAAUGCUCAGAAUGUGUACAUAGCGCGGGUGAACGAUCCCUUUGGCUACUCCAUGAAGUGGAGCUUCACCAACGAGAGCAGCAGGGAAAAGGAGAGCCUGCCCGAGGGAGAACGCGGAAAGAGGGAUGUAACGCGGCUGUACUCCAUGAUCAAGUGCUCCACAGGCUGUGAUCCGCUGAUCUACAAGGGCUACGGCUGCUAUUGCGGCUUCGGCGGCCACGGAGUUCCCGCCGAUGGCAUCGAUCGCUGCUGUCGCGUGCACGACAAGUGCUACGGCCAGAGCAACUGCAUCUCCUAUCUGGAGUACUUUGUGCCUUACGUGUGGAACUGCUACCAUGGCAAGCCGCUGUGCGCCGUGGACCACGGCGAGUUCGGUGGCCCCGACUCCUGUGCCGCUCGUCUCUGCCAAUGCGAUCUGCGGCUCUCCAGGUGCCUGAAGAAGUACUACUGCCCACACCGACGCUCCAUUUGCCACUCGUCCAGAUCUCGACGCUUACAGAACCUCAUAUUCUUCGAUUGACGUUUAUUGUUAAUGGUAGUAUGUAAGUGCCACUGCGAAGUGUAUGGAUGAAUACAUG